UACAGUUUCUGUAUGGUGCUGUCCGACUCCAAGACGCUGAUGCAGCCCCCUAAGUACCCCAGCCAAACCCUCCAGUACGCCAUCAAACCAGCUGGGUCGAAAUUGGAUGAUGUAGAGGUCACCAGAUUGCUACAUCAGAAACAAUUACAUCUAGAGAAAAACACUGUAGUAUGGACAUCACCUCGAGGAUUUCUGUCGCUUAGCAACCAAUCCCUGGCUUUACGACUCUCCGUAUUAGUAUCGUCCUUGUCUCCACUCCGGAUAUACCUCCACCCCACAGGGUUACGUCUGGGACACCAGUCCCACCACAAGGUAAGGAUCUCCCCACCCUUAUUACCAUACCUCCACCCCACAGGGUUACGUCUCGGACACCAGUCCCACCACAAGGUAAGGAUCUCCCCACCCUUAUUACCAUACCUCCACCUCACAGGGUUACGUCUCGGACACCAGUCCCACCACAAGGUAAGGAUCUCCCCACCCUUAUUACCAAACCUCCACCCCACAGGGUUACGUCUCGGACACCAGUCCCACCACAAGGUAGGGAUCUCCCCACCCUUAUUACCAUACCUCCACCCCACAGGGUUACGUCUGGGACACCAGUCCCACCACAAGGUAGGGAUCUCCCCACCCUUAUUACCAUACCUCCACCCCACAGGGUUACGUCUGGGACACCAGUCCCACCACAAGGUAAGGAUCUCCCCACCCUUAUUACCAUACCUCCACCCCACAGGGUUACGUCUCGGACACCAGUCCCACCACAAAGUAGGGAUCUCCCCACCCUUAUUACCAUACCUCCACCCCACAGGGUUACGUCUGGGACACCAGUCCCACCACAAGGUAGGGAUCUCCCCACCCUUAUUACCAUACCUCCACCCCACAGGGUUACGUCUCGGACACCAGUCCCACCACAAGGUAAGGAUCUCCCCACCCUUAUUACCAUACCUCCACCCCACAGGGUUACGUCUCGGACACCAGUCCCACCACAAGGUAGGGAUCUCCCCACCCUUAUUACCAAACCUCCACCCCACAGGGUUACGUCUCGGACACCAGUCCCACCACAAGGUAGGGAUCUCCCCACCCUUAUUACCAUACCUCCACCCCACAGGGUUACGUCUGGGACACCAGUCCCACCACAAGGUAGGGAUCUCCCCACCCUUAUUACCAAACCUCCACCCCACAGGGUUACGUCUGGGACACCAGUCCCACCACAAGGUAAGGAUCUCCCCACCCUUAUUACCUCCACCCCACAGGGUUACGUCUCGGACACCAGUCAGACCACAAGGUAGGGAUCUCCCCACCCUUAUUACCAUACCUCCACCCCACAGGGUUACGUCUCGGACACCAGUCACACCACAAGGUAGGGAUCUCCCCACCCUUAUUACCAUACCUCCACCCCACAGGGUUACGUCUCGGACACCAGUCCCACCACAAGGUAAGGAUCUCCCCACCCUUAUUACCAUACCUCCACCCCACAGGGUUACGUCUGGGACACCAGUCCCACCACAAGGUAAGGAUCUCCCCACCCUUAUUACCAUACCUCCACCCCACAGGGUUACGUCUCGGGCACCAGUCCCACCACAAGGUAGGGAUCUCCCCACCCUUAUUACCAUACCUCCACCCCACAGGGUUACGUCUCGGACACCAGUCCCACCACAAGGUAGGGAUCUCCCCACCCUUAUUACCUCCACCCCACAGGGUUACGUCUCGGACACCAGUCCCCACCACAAGGGUUACGUCUCGGGCACCAGUCCCACCACAAGGUAG
Molecule: messenger RNA, 1764 nt
Organism: Pecten maximus
Lineage: Eukaryota; Metazoa; Mollusca; Bivalvia; Pectinida; Pectinidae
Product: extensin-like
Exons: 3
Coding region: 13-1764 (583 amino acids)
Source: RefSeq, a predicted model, not a curated record